Messenger RNA from Brassica napus (rape), 630 nucleotides. Its product is annotated as subtilisin-like protease SBT2.5. The transcript has 4 exons. The record is from RefSeq and is a predicted model, not a curated record. Gene Ontology annotation, molecular function: serine-type endopeptidase activity. Gene Ontology annotation, biological process: proteolysis. NCBI's taxonomy places the organism in Eukaryota, Viridiplantae, Streptophyta, Magnoliopsida, Brassicales, Brassicaceae. The coding region runs from base 12 to 434 and encodes 140 amino acids.
AUGCAAGUGGAAUGGCUCCACGUGCUAGGAUUGCUGUUUACAAAGCUCUAUACCGGCUUUUCGGAGGCUUUGUUGCUGAUGUAGUUGCUGCAAUUGAUCAGGCUGUUCAUGAUGGUGUUGAUAUCCUGAGCCUCUCCGUAGGUCCCAACAGUCCUCCAACAACUACCAAGACAACGUUCUUGAAUCCAUUCGAUGCUACACUUCUUGGAGCUGUAAAAGCUGGCGUCUUCGUUGCUCAAGCUGCUGGAAACGGAGGUCCAUUUCCAAAGACUUUGGUUUCUUAUAGCCCUUGGAUAAUGACCGUCGCAGCUGCUAUUGAUGACCGUAGAUACAAGAAUCAUCUCACCCUUGGAAAUGGAAAAAAUGCUGGCAGGAAUGGGAUUAUCACCAUCAACACGGCCUCACAAGAUGUACACUUUGGUUUCUGCAAAUGAUGUUCUGCUUGACUCGUCUGUUUCCAAGUAUAAUCCAUCUGAUUGUCAAAGACCAGAAGUCUUUAACAAGAAACUGGUUGAAGGAAAGAUUCUUCUCUGUGGAUAUUCUUUCAACUUCGUUGUUGGUACAGCUUCCAUCAAGAAAGUUGUUGCAACAGUGAAGCAUCUCGGAGCUGCUGGUUUUGUUCUUGUUGUC